ACAAACAAAAAUACAAAUGGAUAAUCAAGAUAUGCGUACAAAAACCGAAAGGACAACUCAGAAGCAGCUGCAACAUUAUGUAAUGUUUUGCAAACAGCAUCCUGAGUUGCAACGGGGGAAGCUAACUACGACCAACCCUCAAGGGCUGCAAAUACUUUGGUCGGAGUUAGCAGAUACCUUAAAUGCCUUAAGAGGUCCAACUCGGUCGGCAGCCAAGUGGAGGGAGUCCUUAAUGCAUUGGAAACAUCAGUUGCGAUCACGACCGCGCAAACUUAAGGCGCAUGCGCAAGCGACUGGUGGAGGCCCUCCGAUAAAAGGAAUAACGGAGUUCGAAGAACAAGCCAUUACAACCUUUGGGGCAGCAGCGGUGGAUGGAUUGCCGGGUGUUGGGACUUUGGGUCACCAGGUUUUGCCGCCGUUGUAUUUAAAUACAGAACCAGUCCCCGCUCAAGCACCAGCUUCCUCCCCAACAGUCACAUCGCCUGCUGCAGCUUUUCCUGCUCUCUCAAUCAAUUUUUCUUCCUCACCAUCACCUUCAGAUUUGUCCUCUUCAUCCUUAUCUCCUCCCAUCUUACCUUCUCCUAUGCCAUCGCCUACUUACAUCCCUUCUGAAGGUAAAUUGACUGCAGCGAAGAUGCUUGGAGCAGUGUUAAAAGAAAUGGAGGACCGUGAAAAGCGAGAGGAGGAGGCCAUUGCUCUACAAAAGAAAAUUGUAGAGCAAAACGAGCAGAUGACGGGGGUGCUGAACCAAAUGUCACAGGCACUAACCUCGAUGUCAGAGGUUAUGGUUAAAUUGUGCGAAAAAUUAAAUAAAUAAUAAUAAAAAUAAAAUAUACUGAAUUAUUUAAACACAUGUAUUGUAUUGUGCGCAAAAUGAAAUAAAUAAGUAUAAUACUAAAAUAUAAUGAAUUAUUUAAACAUA
This is a messenger RNA of Bactrocera tryoni, 922 nucleotides long. RefSeq lists its product as uncharacterized. NCBI's taxonomy places the organism in Eukaryota, Metazoa, Arthropoda, Insecta, Diptera, Tephritidae. The transcript has 4 exons. The record is from RefSeq and is a predicted model, not a curated record. Bases 17 to 817 code for a protein of 266 amino acids.